Messenger RNA from Hevea brasiliensis (rubber tree), 2263 nucleotides. Its product is annotated as cucumisin. Gene Ontology annotation, molecular function: serine-type endopeptidase activity. Gene Ontology annotation, biological process: proteolysis. The record is from RefSeq and is a predicted model, not a curated record. Lineage: Eukaryota; Viridiplantae; Streptophyta; Magnoliopsida; Malpighiales; Euphorbiaceae.
AUGGCAAGCAUAAAAUCGUAUCUUUCGUGCCUUCUCUUACUCAGCUUCGCCUCUACCCUUCUUCGUAGUGGCUCAGCUUCUCAGGACGAUCGAAAGUCAUACAUUGUGUAUAUGGGUCAAAGGCCUAAUAAGGAUCAAGUCUCCAUUUCAUCUCUUCACUUGAGCAUGCUACAAAAAGCCAGUGGAAGAAAUUUCUCUCCUGAAAGUCUAGUGAACAGCUUCAAAAGAACGUUCCAUGGAUUUGUUGCAAAGCUACCUGAAGAUGAAGCACAAAAGAAUGCGGGAAUGAAAGGUGUAGUGUCUGUUUUUCCUAAUGAAAUGAAGAAACUUCACACAACAAGGUCAUGGGACUUCAUGGGAUUUUCCCAGCAGGUUAAAAGAACGAAUCUUGAAAGCGAUAUCAUUGUUGGGAUGAUUGACACUGGAAUUUGGCCAGAGUCCCAAAGCUUUAAUGAUGAAGGAUUUGGUUCGCCUCCUACCAAAUGGAAGGGCUCUUGCCAUGUCUCAUCCAGUUUCUCUUGCAACAAUAAAAUUAUAGGAGCAAAAUUUUAUCGAAGCAAUGGAUUAUUAGGUGCAAAAGAUCUUAAGUCUCCAAGAGAUUCACAAGGCCAUGGAACACAUACAGCUUCAACUGCAGCUGGGGGAGUAGUUAACAUGGCAAGCCUGUAUGGCCUUGGCAUAGGAACAACCCGCGGAGGAGUUCCAUCAGCUAGGAUUGCUGUUUACAAAGUUUGCUGGUCAGACCGUUGCUGGGAUGCUGACGUUCUUGCAGCAUUUGAUGAUGCAAUUGCUGAUGGAGUUGACAUCAUAUCUGUUUCUCUUGGAGGCUCUACUCCUUUAGACUAUUUCAAAGAUUCAACCGCAAUUGGAGCUUUUCACGCUAUGAAACAUAGUAUAUUGACUUUAAACUCUGCAGGAAAUUAUGGGCCUGUACUAAGAACAAUCACAAAUUUUUCCCCAUGGUCUCUUUCUGUGGCAGCGAGCACCAUUGACAGAGAGUUCAUCACCAAGGUUCGGCUAGGAAAUAACAGAACUUAUGAGGGUAUUUCCAUAAACACAUUUGAUCUAAAUAAUACCAUGCUUCCAAUAAUCUAUAGAGAAAAUGCUCCAAACACCAAUGGAAAUUUUGCAGGCUCUAGGCCCAGGUUAUUGGACUCAAGUUUAGUGAAGGGCAAAAUUGUUUACGAUGAAAUGGAUUCCGGUGUAUCUGCAUUCUUGGCUUGUGCAGCUGGCAUUUUAACUCAAUACCAAGGCGUUAAAGAUGUUGCUGAGUCUUUUCCGUUGCCUGCUUCUUGUCUUGGACAUGACGAGGGUAGCAGCAUUCUCUCCUACAUAAACUCAACAGGAAUCGCAUCUGCCACUAUAUAUAAAAGUAACCAGGCAAAGAAUUCAUUGGCCCCUUAUGUGGUUGCAUUUUCAUCAAGAGGUCCAAAUCCAAUUACUCGAGAUAUUCUCAAGCCUGAUAUAUCUGCCCCAGGAGUUGACAUUCUAGCUUCUUGGUCAUUACUUCGUUCAGUUACAGAAAUUCCAGAGGAUAAUAGAAGAGUACCAUAUAAUAUAAUCUCAGGAACUUCAAUGGCUUGCCCACAUGCAACUGGGGCUGCUACUUGGGCUGCUGCUUAUGUCAAAUCGUAUCACCCAACAUGGACUCCUGCUGCCUUCAAAUCUGCUCUUAUGACUACAUCUUUUCCAAUGAAUUCUAAAAUCAACUCUGAAGCUGAAUUUGCAUAUGGAGCUGGACAUAUAAAUCCUGCAAAGGCUAUUAAUCCAGGAUUGAUCAACGAUGCAGAGCCAAUCGACUACAUAAAAUUUUUGUGUGGACAAGGAUACAAUAGCAGUCUUCUACAAAUGGUUACAGGGGACAACGGCAGCUGCUCAGUUAAUGGAACAGUUUGGGAUCUGAGCUAUCCUUCCUUUGCACUUUCUAUUGCACCCUCAGAGUUCAUUAGCCGUGUCUAUAAUAGGAUUGUCACAAAUGUUGGCUCACCAACUUCCACAUGCAAAGCUACAGUGACUUCCCCUCAUGGAUAAAUCCAAGUGAAUCCUAGCAUCCUAUCAUUUACCUCUCUUAAUGAGAAUUUAUCUUUUGCUCUUACAGUUGAAGGGAAGUUAGAAUUAGAAGAUAUCAUGGUCUCUGCUUCUUUGGUGUGGGAUGACGGAGUACAUCAAGUGAGGAGCCCAAUUACUGUUUAUGUAGUGACACAAUAAAAUUCAGGAGACAUUACCAUAUCAAAAGCAAUAUAUGCCUAUGAAAAUACAAGAA